Messenger RNA from Macrosteles quadrilineatus (aster leafhopper), 2919 nucleotides. Its product is annotated as neurogenic differentiation factor 1-like. The record is from RefSeq and is a predicted model, not a curated record. NCBI's taxonomy places the organism in Eukaryota, Metazoa, Arthropoda, Insecta, Hemiptera, Cicadellidae. The transcript has a single exon. The coding region runs from base 246 to 1079 and encodes 277 amino acids. Gene Ontology annotation, molecular function: protein dimerization activity.
GACGGAACAUUCCGCUUGUGCUUCUAUAGAUGGACAAACGUAUUUACGUGAUUCCAGUUCAUUGAUAGACUGUAUGUGAGUUUCUGCAGUGGUCGGGUUUAUUGGUAAUAAUUACAACUUUAGGGAAAUAUAGUUAGUUUUGGACGUUUUUCGUGGAUCUUAUAUUAUCUAUCAGUGCGAAGUGAUUUUAGACAGUGAUUGAUAAGGAUUUUUUACGGCUCAUUUGGUGUCAUAUCCAGGUGACAAUGGAGAUGGAACUUAUGAUAGACGCUAACAACAACUCUUCAGAAAAGAGCUACUCUCUAAGACCUCGCGCGGCCCCGAAGAAGGAUGACGAAGAUUCCGAAGACGAAACUUCUCGACCAAACGCCAGGAAGAAGAAAAAAUCCAAACAGAAACCGGGACGUCUUAGCAAAUACAGGAGAAAAACUGCUAACGCGAGGGAAAGAUCGAGAAUGAGAGAAAUAAACGAAGCCUUCGAAGCGCUCAGGAGAGCUAUUCCUCACUUGACUCCGAAUCCCGAUAACGGAGAGAAGUUGACGAAGAUAUCAACUUUGAGACUCGCCAUGAAGUAUAUCACAGCGUUGAACAACGCGUUGAACGAUUCUCCUGGAGAGUCUGAUGGGGAAUCGUUCUUCAGCGAUUACAGCUUGACUCCUUCAGAGCCACGGGAACACUCGAUGACUCCCUCGUCAAUCAGCGACCAUUCAGACUUCUACGACCAAUUCUUCCAGAAGAGUCUCUCAGAGAAUAUUUCUCCUUGUGAGCCGACUGUUCUCAACACUGCGGAACUCACUUUUCCUGUUCGUGAAUGUGAUAAUUUAAGGAACUCUGACAACACGCUCAGAACCCUAACCACCUCCAGCGUUCCUCUUGAACCUCUACCUCCGUUCUAUCAGGUCUCCACCUCAAUCCUCACCCCGGAGUGUGACAGAGGCCAGACGUAUCAUUCCACUACCCUCCAAGUUCCUGAGACUGUAUUUAAGAACCCGUUCACUCCAGAACUACAAGAAAGUCCUGCGGAUUUGGACAGUUUGUUGUACCCCUCAUUGAACUUUGAUGAAUUGUUUAUUACGUGAUGUUGAAAUAUUUAUGUGAAUUUAAGACUACUUAUACCAUGGAUAUGUGCCUUAUUGUAAGUACUGAGAGCCAUAAAUGCAUAUCAAUUAGGAUUAGUGAGAAUGAUAAACUAUUUAUAGAUGCAAUUGUAUAUUAAUAUUUCUCUAUGCAGAACUUUCAUAUUUGAAGGUUUUGUGAAAACUCUUAAGGCAUUAAAUGUUGUGAAAACGUGUAAAGAAGGUAGUUCAAUUGUUAUAAUGUACGAUAUAAGAGAAGAAAACCUCAACAAAUCGAAGAAUAGCAAAUAUUUUCAGAGACUCCAACACUUUGAACGUUAUGCAUUCCAUAUAAAAUAUGCAGAAACCAAACUCACUACACUAGUAAUUUUUAAAUAUGAAUUCUUAAACCAUAUCAAAAACAAUAAUAAUGUCUAUACAAUACAUUCCAGUUAGUAGUCUGAAUACAAAUACAUUUUAAUAUGCAUUUAUCUGUGAAAUUAAUAUGUUAAUUGGUGGUAUUCUUAUGAAAUUUAAGUUUUUUCGUAUAAUUAUUUUAAUUUUCGCAAUGGCAUAUUGUUAGGACACAUUACAUACGUCAACAAUCUAAUUUAACAAAACGCUCAACACGAAUCUAGUUAAAAUAAGAAUUAUAUAGACGAUCCGAACAUUGAAACACCGAUAAUCAAGCAACAAUUAACACAAAAUGCAAUUUAUUUGUUUAGGCUACUUCAAAAUUCAUUCCAUGAGGGUCACACAGUUUAGACAAUCAUUUUGAUUUCCAUAGUUUAACUCACAAAUUGUUUACUAUUAAAAUAACAAUUAAGAAUUAGAUUGAUUGAAAACCAUUAGUUGCUAGCCCAUUUUCAUUGGUACAUCUUCAAGUUAAAAUUGGUGUAACGUAAAACUGUUAUAGCUCUAAACACUAAAUGGAAAACACCGCAGUAUCACGCAAUUACUACUCGAUACAGGAGCGAGUAAAAAUGUACUUAAAUUUCAUUCUAAAUCUAAAUAAGAUAACAGAUAGCAUUAAAAAUAUUAUUAUGCCUAUCUUACAGUUUUUGUAAGGAAGACAAAAAAUAUAUUCAUACAUUUAUUUAUACAAAAACUAUUUUCAUAACAUUUCCGAUAAAAAAAAACCCCUAUAUGAGUGUACGUAUCUAACGAUGGUUGAUUUGGAGAUUUUUAGGUUGUAUACAUGUCCCUUUAAAGCUGCAUCGGUUUUGGUGAUGAAAUUACACCAACUUUUAAAAAUCUUGUAAAUUUGGCCCAGCAUUAAAAUUAAACACUCCCUCAACCAUUCUUAUACUAAAAGAUUGCCAAAAUGUACAAAGAAGUUAAACAAUAUAUCAACAUUACUGAUUUAAAUUUUCUUUUUACAGUACAUGUCUAACAUAACUUAUUAAAACUAAUAUAAUAUGAAUUUUUGAACAAAAAUAUAAAACAUCCAUGAAUAACUUAUUUUGAGGUACCCUAUUGUAUUAUAUAUUGUUGUACCUUGCCUUUAUCUUUUAUUUAAAACAAUUAAAUUACGUAGACUACGAAGGUAUCAUAACUUUUAUUGCUGGACUACACAGUACUGCCAAUAGUUUAACGUUAUUCAGUUUGGGAUUAUGGAUUCACUGUAAUCGCAUUUUUUGUGUAUUUGAAUCCUUACUAUUCAGUUAAUGUAGUUUACUAUUCAUUUAACGAUGUUACUACUGAUAUUUAUUGAUUGACUUAAAUCACUUAAAAGGAGAGAUUUAUUUCUAUAUGUACUAGUCAUUAUAAUGUAACUAGCAGACGAGCAAGGGUUUAAUUAAGUAACUAGACCUACCUAGCUUUAAGCUGUUAGAUAAGAAUGAUUGUAAAUACAUAAGUGAUA